Molecule: messenger RNA, 2628 nt
Organism: Neogale vison (American mink)
Lineage: Eukaryota; Metazoa; Chordata; Mammalia; Carnivora; Mustelidae
Gene: PLA2G3
Product: phospholipase A2 group III
Exons: 7
Coding region: 161-1702 (513 amino acids)
Biological process (GO): phospholipid metabolic process; arachidonate secretion
Molecular function (GO): A2-type glycerophospholipase activity
Source: RefSeq, a predicted model, not a curated record
UCCAGCCUCCUUCCUACUCCUCCCAAAGCUCCAUUCAUUGGCCCCGCUGCACUGGGUCUGCAGGGCACUGCUUCCGCUUAGUUGCUAAAGCUCCUGCCUCGUGGGCUGCCGGGGGUAGGUGUCCUGGGGGCUUUGUCUGACUGGGCUGGCCUAGGACAGAAUGGGGGUUCCGGUAGUGCUGUUAGGGAUGCUGAGCUUCCUGGGAGUCGCUAUGGGAGGCCCCUCUGCCCUCCGCUGGGACAGCACCUCCUGCCACUUGGCCAGGCCCAUCCCCGGCAGCCCCUUGGGGACCCUGAGCUUUCUGAGCAAGGGUGCCCAAGGACUGGCCCUAUUCCACACCCGCUGGGACAGGCAUGGGAGGCUGCAAGCGUGUAGCUGGCAAGACGAGCCAGAGCUCACCGCAGCCUUCAGUGCCCUCUGUGCUGGUGAGAUCACCCAGGGCUCCUUCAUCCACACCCCUGGCCCCGAGCUGCAGAGAGCCCUGGCCACCCUUUGGAGUCAGUGGAGGGCCUGCCGAGGGCCUGAAGGGGCUAGGGAGAAGCGAGCUGCAGAGACCAGGGAAGAGCAAGCAGGUGGAGCUCCUGGGAGCGUAAGACCUCAGCGGGUGAAGAGAGGCUGGACCAUGCCUGGCACGCUGUGGUGUGGAGUAGGGGAUUCUGCUGGAAACUCCUCCGAGCUGGGGGUCUUCCAAGGCCCUGAUCUCUGCUGCCGGGAGCAUGACCGCUGCCCACAGAACAUCUCACCUUUCCAGUACAGCUACGGCAUCCGAAACUACCGAUUCCACACCAUCUCCCAUUGUGACUGUGAUGCCAGGUUCCAGCAAUGCCUGCAGAACCAACGGGACUCCAUCUCGGACAUCGUGGGCGUGGCCUUCUUCAAUGUGCUGGAGAUCCCCUGCUUUGUGCUUGAGGAACAGGAGGCGUGUGUGGCGUGGUACUGGUGGGGAGGGUGUAGAACAUAUGGCUCCAUACCCCUUGCCCGCCUCCAGUCCAGGACCAUCUACAAUGCCUCCUGGAGCUCCCCCACCACCCCUGUGACUCCCAGCCUCCAAAGCCCAGCCCCCAGCAAGCCUCGACAGAAGCAGCAUCCUCAGAAGCGGCCGCCACAGCGGAAAGGGUCUAAGCACACCCACAAAACCAACACCACAGCCCUCUGGGUCCCCAUGGCCUCUACCAAACCUGAUAUGUCCCCAACAGCCUCGCUGGAGGUCACCCAUCCAGGCCUCCAGUGGCCACAGAAUGGCCUAAAACCCCGGGAUGCCCGCUGGGCCUGCCGCAGCUUCCACCGCCUGGAUCAAUGUGAGCAGCAGAUUGGGCCUCAGGAGACCAAGUUUCAGCUGCUCAAUAGCGCCCACAAGCCCCUCUUCCACUGCAAUUGCACACGUCGUCUGGCACGCUUCCUGAGGCUCCACAGCCCACCUGAGGGCACCAACGUGCUUUGGGAGCUGCUAGGCAUGACCUGCUUCGAGCUAGCCCCUCCACUGGACUGUGCUGAGGGCAAAGGCUGUUCCGGAGACCCUAGGGCCAUUAAGGUACCAGCCCGGCACUUGCAGCGACUUCAAAAGAGGCGACGCCAGCUCUGGGGUGUGGGCACAGGUGAGGGGCAAUUGCAGCCUUCGGAUCACCCAAGAGCCCCCAUGUCAUUCUAUGACCGCUGCCUGCAGCUGACCUUGAAGAGACCCAACAGGAGGGAGAAAUCCUAGAACUGGUGAUCUCAAUUCCAGCUCUCCUGGGCACCAGACGGGGCCCUGCCUCUAGCUCUGCUAGGCCCCAGGGGUUCUUGGCUUCCUCUCCAUGUGUUAGACUGAAGCAUGGCUCGGGACCCCCGUGGACAGCCAGGAGGCAAGGGGAGGUGAGGCUGAAAUACUGGACCACGUCUCCUGCUGUGCUGGGUGAUUUUGAGCUGGUGACCCAACCCCUCUGUGCUUGGCUGUGGUGUUCAGGAGGCACACUCUGAUGCUCUGGGCUUGGACCUUGCCAGAUGGGAAUGAAGAAAGGGUAAUUUAUUACAGCAGCCUCCAGAGGUAGGAGGAAGAGUACUGUAUCUCCUGGUUGCAAAAUCAACACGUAUCUCAAAAACUUGUCCAGAGGAGCCCCAGGAACCCACUUGCUGAGGCCUGAGGCAGCCGAUGGGAAAUGGGAUGUCACAGAAGCGCCUAUAUCUGGAUCCAGGGAAGGGGAGGGGGGCUGGGGGGGGCACUGUCCAACCCUUUUCCCUGGGGGGGGGGUCCCUUCUCAACAGCGCUGUGCCCUUCCUAGCCCAGCCCUGGCCCAUUUUUUCCUACCUACCCUAAACUUAAAACUCAGAUCUCCUCUGUGUCCUUGAACGAGGGACCUCCCCCACUCUGAGCCUUAGUAACUCCUCUGAAAAGGGGCAGUGUGAUGAGGGCCUACCUCAUAGGAUUGUUGAGGAUUAAGGAAACCAAUACAUGGACAGUGCUUAGCACCUAGUAAACAUUCCCUCCCUCUCACACAUAGCUAGACUGUGGUUGGGUGUCUGAUUCUGAGAGGUUUGCCUUCUGGAGGCCUCAGUUUGCCCACCUGUGAAAUAUGUCUAAGAACUGCACUGAACUCAACACCACAACUCAGGGUUGUGGUGCAGAUUAAAAGAGAUGGCAUGUGUAAUGUA